Alternaria ventricosa is the source of this 2640-nucleotide messenger RNA. RefSeq lists its product as uncharacterized. The coding region runs from base 1 to 2640 and encodes 879 amino acids. The record is from RefSeq and is a predicted model, not a curated record. Gene Ontology annotation, cellular component: Cul4-RING E3 ubiquitin ligase complex. Gene Ontology annotation, biological process: protein ubiquitination; DNA damage response; ubiquitin-dependent protein catabolic process. NCBI's taxonomy places the organism in Eukaryota, Fungi, Ascomycota, Dothideomycetes, Pleosporales, Pleosporaceae. Gene Ontology annotation, molecular function: ubiquitin protein ligase binding. The transcript has 4 exons.
AUGUCAGCCAAUCCAGGUGCACUCAAACGGAAGCACUCGGGCAAGACGAUCAAAGAGCUCUUUACCACACAAUCCAAGCCAAAGCUCGCCUCCGCAGCGCCGCUAUCACCCACUAGCAAGCGCACACGACGAGACAGCUCUCCGAUCCCCACCACCGAGAUCGCCACACCCCCAGCGCCGAUUACCAAGAUGAGCACAGCCGAGAUGUAUCACUUCCCCAGCAAGAAGGCGGGACUAUCGAGCAAUGCCGACGUGGUAGACAUUACGUCAAGCCCCGACAACAGCCCUGCCAAAGCCAACGGGCAACGGAAUGGCAUGCGCAAAGCAGCGCCCAACAUGCAUGCCAACAACGGUCCCAAGCGAUUGGUGGUGAAGAACUUCAAGCCCACGAGGAAGGUGGACCCCAGGGUCUUCCUGGACCAAACAUGGGCGAAGAUCGAGAAGGCUCUGGACACUAUCUUUCGGCAAGGGGAUGUUGACUUCAGUCUGGAAGAACUAUACAGAGGUGUAGAGAAUGUAUGUCGGCAAAAUAUGGCGAAAGACAUCAAAGAACGUCUGAUUGCGAAAUGCAAAGACUACGUGGGUGGAAGUUUGAAGGUGAAGGUCAAGGAGAGUCUGGGAAGGCCAAACGUCGAUGUAUUGCGGGCAACUCUACAGGCGUGGGCAGUGUGGAACAGCCAAAUGAAAUACCUUGACUGGAUCUUCUGCUAUCUCGACCGCGCCUACCUACUCCCACGACACGAAUCCCUCCGCGAAAUCUCGAUCAGCCUCUUCCGCUCCCUCAUCUUCGAACAUUCCAAAUUGAACCCGCGCAUUGUCGAUGGUGCCUGCGAUCUCGUCGCCAACGACCGGACGGGUGGUGACCUGGACAGCGAGAUGUUCUCCAAGACGGUCAACAUGUUCCACGACAUGCAAGUCUACACACGCUCCUUUGAGCCGCGCUUGAUGGAGAUCAGUCAGGAAUACGUUGCGAAGUGGGCAAACACAGAGAGUUCUGAAAAGUCACUACCCGAAUACGUCCGCAAUUCGAAAGCACUCAUGGAUCGCGAGAUGAAGAGGGUCGACAUGUUCAGCCUCCCAAACACCACCAAACGAGAGCUCCUCACCUUAUUUGAGGACCACUUGAUAUCGAAGAAGGAGGAGCGACUGACCAAUCAAGACGAGCUUGCGGAUCUUCUCGAGACCAACGCCAUUGAAGAUCUUGAACUACUGUACACAUUACUAGAACGGAGGAAACUUGGCUCAAAGCUACGGCCAGGGUUCACAAAGUGGAUCGAGGACGAAGGCACAGCUAUAGUGUUUAACGACAAGGAGCAGGAUAACAUGGUGAUACAACUGCUCACAUUGAAGCGCCAGUUAGACACAUUGUGGAAAGCAUCUUUCCACCGAGAUGAGGAGUUGGGUCACGGUUUGCGAGAGUCGUUUGACAAGUUCAUGAACAAGACAAAGAAGACGAGUGCAAGCUGGGGCACGGACAACUCGAAGACUGGCGAGAUGAUCGCCAAGUACGUGGACAUGCUGUUGAGGGGAGGCGCAAAAGCGAUACCAGCACAGCUUAGCCGCAAGGCAGACAAGCCCGCCGCUGUAGAAGUCGAAGAGGAUAACGAAGAAGGUGUUUUCGAUGAAGAUACAGAAGUCAAUAAUCAGCUCGAUCAGGUUCUCGAUUUGUUCCGCUUCUUGCACGGCAAGGCUGUGUUUGAAGCUUUCUACAAGAAAGAUCUGGCCCGACGACUGUUGAUGGGCCGAAGUGCCAGUGCGGACGCUGAGAGAAGCAUGCUGUCGAGGCUGAAGAUUGAAUGUGGUGCCGGCUUCACCGCCAACCUCGAGCAGAUGUUCCGCGACAUCGAACUUUCACGAGAAGAGAUGAGUUCGUACAAGAAUAUCAGUGAGGAGCGCAACGAAAAGCUCAGCCUGGAUCUCAACGUCAACGUCCUCUCGGCAUCAGCUUGGCCUACAUAUCCCACGGUCCCUGUGAUUCUGCCUCCGCAGAUCCAGUCCGCGAUCAACAAGUUUGAAGCACACUACAAAGUCAAGCAUUCUGGUCGCAAGCUGGAGUUCAAGCACGCGCUCGCGCAUUGCCAGAUCAAAGCCAGGUUUCCCAAGGGACUCAAGGAGUUGGUCGUGUCGUCCUUCCAGGCUAUCGUUCUUUUGCUCUUCAACGGCCGAGCGGACGAUGAGCACAUCGACUACGAGUAUCUCAAACAAGCCACUGGACUACCACCGGCUGAGCUUAACCGCACUUUACAAUCCCUAGCCUGCGCAAAAGUCCGGCCAUUGACCAAGCACCCCAAAGGCCGAGAGAUCAACGAAACUGACACCUUCACACUCAACGCGUCAUUCACAGACCCCAAGUACCGUAUCAAGGUCAACACCGUCCAGCUCAAGGAAACAGCAGCCGAGAACAAGGAGACCCACGAGCGUGUCGCUGCUGAUCGCAACUACGAGACCCAAGCUGCCAUUGUCAGAAUCCUUAAGGCAAGGAAACGAAUCAGCCAUGCGGAAUUGGUCAGCGAGACAAUCUCGGCGACGAGAAAUAGGGGAACAUUGGAAGUCAGCGGCAUCAAGAGAAACAUCGAUCGAUUGAUCGAGAAGGAAUUCUUAGAAAGAGAAGACGACGGACUGUAUGCUUAUAUUGCUUAG